Cylindrotheca closterium is the source of this 1557-nucleotide messenger RNA. Lineage: Eukaryota; Bacillariophyta; Bacillariophyceae; Bacillariales; Bacillariaceae. The record is from the annotation of a GenBank genome assembly.
AUGGACGAGGGCGAUUCUGCGAUGGACUCUUCUUUAGAACUGAAUAAUGGCGAUGGUUCAAGAUCGUCUUCGCCGGUAGCACCAAACGGUUCCAAGAGAUCCCAAUCUCCUGUCAGCGCAAUAACAGUCGAAAGCAGCACCAAAGCAACACCCUACAGUUCAAUCAAGCCAUUUUCCAUGUUCGAUACAUCGUCCAUUGUCAAAAAACGCAAGAGGCGACUCCAAAUGGCGCAGGAAGAAUGCGGGGAAGAGCUAGAAUUCCCUCUCCACGUUUGUGGUUUGCCGAUACCCGAGGAAGUACACGGAGUUUGCGCAAAAUGCAAGAGCGACCGAGACAGCGACACUAUACUGCUCUGUGAUGGGGAAGGUUGUGACAAGGAAUACCACAUGGCGUGCUGUACGCCUCCUCUCGACAAGGUGCCAACAGGGGAAUUUUACUGUUUUGAUUGCUCAGUCAAGGGAUCGACAACAGAACUAGAAGAAUACUUGGAAGAACACGAUUCUCAGAAGCUGCAGUUGGACGAUCCUAGCAGCUUUAUGGAAACCUUGUUGAAGGAAGAUGUCUGGAACGAAUUGAAUCCCAAACAUGCCGUUGAAGAGACAGAGAUAACCGAAGUUCCGCGGUCUGAGUUGGAUUGGACGCAUCAGGAGGAUCCCCAGUCAUUGAUUGGAAAGUCGAUCCGCCUCUACUGUCCAAAAGGGAAUCACUAUCACAAUGGCAGAAUUGUUGAUGUUCGGUCAAAUCAUGCCAACGACACGGAUUGUCUCGUUCGGUUUCAUGCAGGAAGUGAUGGUCGCAAGACAGCGCUGACGACAUGGGUAUCCUUGGAAGAACACUGUGUGGCAAUUUGUACUGACAUUGUAUGGGCUAGAUUUGGUGAUCGAAUAUGGAGAAAGGCUCGAUUGUGGUCUCGAACGAGUCGAGAGUUGGUGCCAGUGAUGAACGAUCUUAUCCGUCUCGGGGGUGCGCUUCGUCCCGUUCAGUCCGAACCAUCUCGUCGCCCAUUGAAAGCGACUAAACCUGAUUGGGGACUGCUGGAAACCAUGAUCGGCAAAGCUAUCUUUGAAUAUUUGGAAUUGCGAAAGGCAACGAAUGUCAAGCUGCCAGGAAAUGCCAAGACUCCCACUGGAAGAGAGGCUGAAAUCAUGCAUGGAUUGGUAGAGAUGGAAUUGAAUGAACAAGAGCGAGUAAAGCGAUGGCGAAACUUGCCACUGAAAAAUCCCAUGCACCCCAAAGCAAUUACCUGUCAAGACGAGUACGGGUUAGGAACUCUUGACUAUGAAGUUCCACGCCCCAUGCUCAUUCAUCCACCACAACUCAUUCCACAAGGGCUGGACCGACUCUAUAUGGUGGAACGAAUUGCUAGAUUGUACCAAUGCAAGCCUAGUAAAGACAUGGCAACAUCCUUGGAUUGUCUAUUGGAGGAUCGUCCAGCACUGUCGAUUCAAGAAAUUACAGCCAUGCACCGAGACAGACUCUGCGGGGAUAGCAAAUCGGAGGGGGCGAAGACUGCUGCCAAAACAGAAAACCCAAUAGAACCCAAUGGUAACGCAUGA